This is a messenger RNA of Alternaria atra, 642 nucleotides long. RefSeq lists its product as uncharacterized. Bases 1 to 642 code for a protein of 213 amino acids. The transcript is spliced from 2 exons. The record is from RefSeq and is a predicted model, not a curated record. Lineage: Eukaryota; Fungi; Ascomycota; Dothideomycetes; Pleosporales; Pleosporaceae.
AUGGCCGCUAUCCUCACUACAGCAAGACUCGUCUUCAAGGACUCGAGCGCCCGACAGAAGGCCAUCGACGCAUUCCACAAAAUCAUCGAAUACACCACGCCACACGAGCCAGAGGUCUUGCAGUAUGUAUGCACAUUACCGGCAGAUGAUAGCGCGAGGAAUGAGAUAUACAUGAUGGAAGAAUACGCAAACCAAGCAGCAAGCGAUGCGCACCUGGCCACCAAGCCCGUGCAAGAUCUAAUACAUCUUUUUACUAAGGGGGAUGUACUCGCUCAACCGCCCGAGGUGCACAACUGCCCAGUCGUUACGAAGAAGACAUCUGGUCCGCCAGUACCAAUCUCGUCGAACCCGGCCAUUGUCCUUAUGAAAAUCCCCUCAAAAUCUGAACAUUCGGCUAAAGAUGUAGAGAGGUGGUGCGAAAUGUCUGAGAUUGUGACAAAGAGCGUAAAAGGCGUGGCCGCAUUCACCGUUGUUGAAGAUCGAGAAUCAAACAGUACGCGGGUCGAGUGCGUGCUACAGAGUUGGGAUGCGCUUGCCGAGUAUAAAAAGUUCAUGAUAGAUGGGCGAAGAGAUGCAGCAGAGGUGGUGGAAGUGCGGCCUAUUGACGGGUUCAUUGGUCGGGAAAGUACGAGCAAGUUGUGA